CUCCCCGGAUAAUCCCGUUGCUCGAACUAAUUCCUAACAAAUUAGUAAUUAACUAAUCGUUUGUAUGGUGCUGUAUUGAUAAUAAUAUUUUGAAGAAGUCCGUAAAAAACCGUAAAAACUGCAUGUGCAUAGAGUGUGCUAAGUUAAUAUUUUUUUUGUUGGUAAAAUGAACUAAGCCUUUGAGCCACGACUCUCCGCCAUGUCCCAGACGGAUUCAGACGACGUGCGCAGCACCGCUCAGCUGCUGAUCACGAAUGCCCGGCAUGGUGCUAAUCCACACAUGCACAUGCCAUACAGUAUGUCGCAACCGCAUUCCAUAAAUUGGCUUACUGAGGAGUUUCUCGGUGGCUAUGCGCAGGAUGGGCGCAUGUCGGUGGUGCGACGGUUCUUCUGUCUGUUUGUCACAUUCGAUUUGGUGUUUGUAUCGCUGCUUUGGCUCAUUUGCAUAGUUAUCGGUGGCGACAAUAUAUUCCAGGCCUUCCAGAAACAAAUCAUGCAUUAUACCAUUUAUACAUCACUCUUUGAUAUUGUUGCCACGGCAAUUUGCCGUUUUAUAAUUUUAAUCUUCUUUUAUGCCAUGCUGUAUAUAAAUCACUGGUCCAUUAUUGCGCUGUCUACAAGUGGAUCAUGUUUGUUUCUCAUCACCAAAGUGUUUUUCUAUGACUGGGUUCACUCCAAGCAGCAAGUAUUCGAUGUUAUAAUCAUCCUAAUGUCAUUUAUACUGGCCUGGGGCGAGGCUUGGUUCUUAGACUGCCGGGUUAUACCCCAGGAGCGACAUGCGCGUCGUUAUUUCUUAGCGGCAAACACAAAUGAUCGCACAACAUUGACACAGCCAACGAUCUUGUCUGAACGUGAACGUCCACCCCAAAGCGUUACAGAUUUCUAUUCACCCUUGGACACGGCACAUCAGUCGGAUGAGGAGGGUGAAGAGGACGAGGAGUACAACCAAAUGGGCUUGGAUUGCCUGCUCAAAGCAUAUGAGCUCAUUGAGUCAACUGACUGGAAGAUGGAGAAGGUAACACCCAAGGGCGACACAAUACACAGUACACAGAGGGAUAAAACCGGCAAGAUUUACAAAUUGACGGGGCGUCUUAAAUAUCCCGCCAAGGCACUAAUGGAGGAGCUGUUUUAUCGCAUCGAGGAUGCGCCCAAGUGGACUCCAACGCUCUUGGAGUCGAAAAUAGUGCGCAAAAUCAACUCCUACACUGAUAUAACCUACCAAGUUUCCGUUGGUGGUGGUGGUGGUAUGGUGAAAAGUCGCGAUUUUGUCAAUUUGCGUUCGUGCCGUUUAAUUUAUAAUGGCAAAAUCUGUGAUGAAGAUGAAGCUGCCAAGUUGAGCAGCGAUGAUGAAGACGAUAAUUCUCUAAACCGAUCGUGUGAGGGCAGUGUGACGACAUUGUCGGACAAUGAAUCGCAGACACCAAAAGCCGGCAGUUACUUUCUCGGUCACUCUUCGUUGCCUCCAGCGGAUGGUGCAUCAGCAACCGCUCCAACGACACCUUACGACACACUAAGCAAAAGUCUGGGCGCCAAGGGUUUGGGCGCUGCAUUAUCUUUUAAUGUUGAGCCACCGCCAUUGGAUGAUGCGUUCGAGGAUGCCAAGGAUAACAUUGAUGAUGCGCAGCGGACCUCAGAGAAAAGUACACAGCAUUUGCCAGAAGGUUCGGUUGGAAAGACUAACAAUAAAGUGUGGAUGAGUGCUGCGAUUAGUGUGGAAUAUGGAGCCGUUCCAAUCACCACAAAAUAUACAAGAGGAGAGAAUAUUGUCUCGGGAUUUGCGUUUCGAGAGAUUAUUGGCAAGUCUGAUUGCUGUAUACUGGAGUGGGUGCUAUGUCUCGAUCUGAAGGGCUAUAUACCGCGCUACGUAUUGGAUGCUGCACUCACCUCGACCAUGGUCGAUUAUAUGAAAUACCUGCGUAAGCAUAUAAAUGAGCUGCGAAAGCGUCGUCGGCGUUGAUUCUGCAUCUCUUUUGUACAAAGUACGAUAAUUACAUCGUAUAUAUGAAGCUCAUCCAGCAUAUUUAAACUGUAUUCAAUUAAACGUAAAGCUAAUUUAA
Molecule: messenger RNA, 2057 nt
Organism: Drosophila grimshawi
Lineage: Eukaryota; Metazoa; Arthropoda; Insecta; Diptera; Drosophilidae
Gene: Start1
Product: steroidogenic acute regulatory protein-like
Exons: 12
Coding region: 200-1957 (585 amino acids)
Molecular function (GO): lipid binding
Source: RefSeq, a predicted model, not a curated record